Procambarus clarkii (red swamp crayfish) is the source of this 714-nucleotide messenger RNA. Lineage: Eukaryota; Metazoa; Arthropoda; Malacostraca; Decapoda; Cambaridae. The record is from RefSeq and is a predicted model, not a curated record.
AUGGUCGUUGAUUGGCAUCCUCAUCUUCCCAAUCCUAACCGCAUCCUCAUCUUGACCAUCCUUACACCAUCCUCAUCUUCAUCACCUCCAACAUCCUCAUCUUCACCAUCUUCGCAGCAUCCUCAUCUUCACCAUAUCUGCAGCAUUUUCAUCUUCACCAUCCCCGAAGCAUCUUCAUCUUCACAAUCUGAACAGCAUCUGUCCUCAUCUUCACGAUUCUCGCAACAUCCUCAUUUUCACCAUCUCCGCUGCAUCCUCAUCUUCACCGUCCCCGCAGAAUCCUCAUCAUCACCAUCCACGCAGCAUCCUCAUCUCCACCAUCCUCGCAGCAAUCUCAUCUUCACCAUCCCCGCAGCUUCCUCAUCUUCAGCAUCCCCCGCAGCAUCUUUAUCUUCACUAUCACCUGUAGCAUCAUCAUUUUCACCCUCCUUACAGCAUCCUCAUCCUCACCAUCCCCGCCGAAUCCUCAUCUCCGCAGUCUCCCGCAGCAUCCUCAUCUUCAGCAUCACCUGUUGCAUCCUCUUCUUCUCCAUCCCCGCAGCAUCCUCAUCUUCACCAUAUCUGCAGCAUUUUCAUCUUCACCAUCCCCGUAGCAUUCUCAUCUUCACCAUCACCUGCAGAAUCCUCAUCUUCACAAUCUGCACAGCAUCGUCAUUUUCACCAUCCCCUACAACAUCCUCAUCUUCACCAUCCCCUGAAGCAUCCUCAUCUUGA